AGAGAUGGAAGAGGAAGAACGAGAGAGGGAGAAAGGGAGACAGAAAGAGAUUGAAAGAGAGAAUGAAGAACUAUUUGAACAGAAGCAAAAAGAGAUGGAAGAGGAAGAACGAGAGAGGGAGAAAGAGAGACAGAGAGAGAUCAAAGGAAAGAGAAUGGAGAAGAGACAGAAAAACAUGGAAAGAGAAGUGAGACAGAAAGAGAUUGAAAGAGAGAAUGAUGAAGAAAUAUGUAAACAGAAGCAAAACGAGAUGAAAGAGGAAGUACAAGAGAAGGAGAAAGAGAGACAGAGAGAGAUCAAAAGAAAGAUAAUGGAAAAGAGACAAAAACAUAUCGGAGGAGAAGAAGAGAGACAGAAAGAGAUUGAAAGAGAGAAUGAAGAACAACUAUUUAAACAGAAGCAAAUAGAGAUGGAAGAGGAAGAACGAGAAGAAGAGAGACAGAGAGCGAUCGAAGAGAAAGAGAGACAGAGAGAGAUGGGAGAGAAAGAAAGACGACAACAACAAGAGGAGAGAAAGAUAAUGUUUGAGAGAGAUCAAGAAGAAGAAAAUAUAUGGAAACAGAAGCAAAUUGACAUGGAGAAGGAGGGAAGAGAGGGGGAAAACAAGAGACAGAGAGAGAUAGAAGAGAUAGAAGAGAUACACAGACGACAACAACAAGAGGAGAGACAGAAACAAAAGGAGAAGGAGAAAGAAAGGGAGAAAGACAAUGAGAAUCAGAGAGAGAUGGAAUUAAAAGAUCAGCAACAGAAAGAGAUGGAGAAAGAAAAGAUGAUUAUGAGAGAAAGGGAGGAAGCAGGAAGAAGAAAGGAGGGGCAGAAAAAUAUUUUUGGGGAAAUUGAGGGACAGAAUGAACUGGAGAUAGAACAGGAGAGAGAGAUGGAAGAAAAGCAGGAAGUGAUUAAGGAAGCAGAGGAAGAGUACAGGGAAAGAGAAGAGAGAGGAAAGGAAGUAAGCAUGAAGAAACAUGUAGUAGUUAAUGUUAAAGCAAAAGCACGGGAAGUCUUCAAUAGGCGUAAAGAGAGGAGGUUAGAAGUGUUGAAGGGGGAAAGAGAACACAUAGAAAGAGGACAACAAAUCAGGAGGGAGAAGGAGGAAAGACGGCUGGAGAUGGAAAGAAAACAGGAGAGGGCAAGACAACAAGAGGAGCAGGAUAGAAAACAAGAGAUUGAAAUUGCUAGACAGAAAGAAAUGUUGAGACUAAGAGAGGAGGAGAGGCAGAGAGAGGAGGAGAGAGAGGAGCAGAGAAAGAAAGCCAUUAAAUGCCAUUUAUCUUUAAUCAGAGAGAGAGAAAAUAUAAUAGAGGCAAAAAAAAGAAAGGAGAUGGUGGAAGAGGAAAGAAGGGAGAUCCUUGAGUACAAGAGGGGUGAGUUAGAGGAGGAGGAGAAGGAAGAUGACAAGGAGGACAUUCUCCCACCUGAUAAAAGUAUCAGAAGGAGAGCUGUGGGCUGGGUGAAUAAAACAUGGGAGAAGAGGAACCUCAGAAAGAUAGAGAGAACGUAUCAGAGAGAGGCUGAGGAGGGCCAUAAGAUCGUCCACAUAGGUAAGACCUGUUUUCCCUCUACUUAUGACAUCAUCCUCUUUAGUCUCCUCUACACACAUAAGUUCCACACCAGUCAUCAUGUUGCAUCAUUGUUUCAAUAUAAAACUACUGUCCAAAGAAUAUGUUAGCUGACAUGGCUCAUUGAGUGACUGACUGACAUAACAAGAAAAAUACUGCUGAUAACAACCACGUUUUUAAAUGGUACCUUGUGUCAUCUACUAGUCUAACUCUCAAGACUAAGUAAAGAACCAGAAAGAGUUCCUAAAAAACACACACAAAAACGUGUUUUGGGGGGAUCCGGGGGCUACUAGUGGCCAUGGGGCCCUAAGCGAUCACAUAUGCCCUGGCACUAUACAAAGAAUAGGUGCCAUUCUGGACUCAUGUUCAACUUAGGGCCAGGACAAUUCGGGAUGGGAAUUAUUGCACUUUAUUGACACAUUCCAUGCCUUGCUCAACUGAAAAGAGUAAAGAAUCAUUGAGAUCCAAUUGUGUUUUCUAUUCUUCAUUCCCUGUGUCCAUUACAUUUAAGUUGAUACCAGAUCCACUAAGUUGAAUGUAAACUCUACUUCUUCUCCCCUCCCAGCCAUCCCUGGACACACAAGGCUAACAUCCACCAUGACCCGGGCAGAGAGAGAGAGGGAGAAGAGGAAGGAGCUGCUGAAGGCUGAGGAGAGAAGGAAGAAGAUGGAGGAUUUCAAUAAGCAGUGGAGAGAGCGGUCCCUGCUUAAAAAACACACGCAUCAACAACUGAAGGAGGAGAGGGAGAGGAUGAAGGAAAACUACCUGGAUCAGAUGAAUCUGGAGGCUGAUGCUCAAAUCAACACCCGGUGUCUAACCACCCAACACAGCCACGAUUACAACCACGGUCAGGAGUUGCCCUGGUGGGCCACAGGCCAACAAGUAAGCCAAGAGCCCACUGGAUCUGCUGAUGGCCACCAGGAAAGGCCAAGGAGGCAACAGGCAUGGGCAGACAACCAGGAGGGGAGUUCAGAGAACCAGCAGGAGGGGCCAGAGAACCAUCAGGGGGCCAGACAGCCAGCAGCUAGAAGCUCCAGAAGAGGCUGAAACAUCAGAGCCAAUCUCCAACACAAAGACAAAGAAAAAGCCAAG
This is a messenger RNA of Oncorhynchus nerka (sockeye salmon), 2651 nucleotides long. Its product is annotated as golgin subfamily A member 6-like protein 22. The coding region runs from base 5 to 1669 and encodes 554 amino acids. The transcript has a single exon. NCBI's taxonomy places the organism in Eukaryota, Metazoa, Chordata, Actinopteri, Salmoniformes, Salmonidae. The record is from RefSeq and is a predicted model, not a curated record.